Gadus chalcogrammus (walleye pollock) is the source of this 762-nucleotide messenger RNA. RefSeq names its product fibroblast growth factor 10-like. Gene Ontology annotation, cellular component: cytoplasm. Lineage: Eukaryota; Metazoa; Chordata; Actinopteri; Gadiformes; Gadidae. Gene Ontology annotation, molecular function: growth factor activity; type 2 fibroblast growth factor receptor binding; chemoattractant activity. The transcript has 4 exons. The record is from RefSeq and is a predicted model, not a curated record. Bases 22 to 762 code for a protein of 246 amino acids. Gene Ontology annotation, biological process: positive regulation of canonical Wnt signaling pathway; positive regulation of ERK1 and ERK2 cascade; animal organ morphogenesis.
UCCUCCACACAGCACACUACCAUGGUCAGAUGGGCUGCUGGAGGGAGUAAGGCGGCCUCUGCCUCGUUCUGCUCCGGGGCCCGGUUGGGAGCUCACAGAGGGGCCGGCUCCAGGGUGAGUUCGCCAUCCUCAUCCUCAUCCUCAUCCUCCUCCUCCUCUCUCCUGCUCGCCCUGGUGGUCUUGUCCCUCUCCCUCCCCGGUGUCGCGUGCGGGCGCCAGCUCCGGAGGGACCAGCGGCCGACGCCGCCGGCCGUCCCGUGCGCCCACCGGCCGCAGCCGAACGCCUCCGAGACCGCCGACGCCGCCGCGGGCCGGACAGGGGGGCCGCAGGGGCGGCGUGUGCGCAGCUACAACCACCUGCAAGGGGACAUACGGAGGAGGAAGCUGUUCUCCUUCCAGAAGUUUUUCCUGAGGAUUGAUAGGAAUGGACAGGUCAAUGGCACCAAGAGCAAGGACGACCCCCUUAGUAUUUUGGAAAUCACAUCGGUGGACGUGGGGGUUGUGGCCAUCAAGGGGCUGAGCAGUAACUACUAUCUGGCUAUCAGCAAGAAGGGAGAGCUUUAUGGAGCGAGGGAGUUUGGCAUCGACUGCACCUUGAAGGAGCGCAUCGAGGAGAAUGGCUACAACACGUACGCCUCGUCCGAGUGGAGGAACAAGAAGAGGCAGAUGUUCGUGGGCCUGAACGUCCACGGACGGCCACUGCGAGGGAGGAAGACCCGCAGGAAGAACACAUCCACCCAUUUUCUCCCCAUCAUGGUCUGA